AAUUAUGGACCAUACAAACCAAUAUUUAUUGAACUUUAAAGGCUACUAUUUUCAACGAUUUCUAGCUGAGACUGACAUUCUAGAAAAUCUAGCUGAUUUUGAAAUUCGUGAUGAUGAUGUCUUCAUAAUUACAUACCCCAAAUCUGGUACCAUCUGGGCUCAGCAGAUAUUAAGCUCGAUUUAUUUUGAAGGACAUCGUAACAGAACUGAAAUGGUGGAAAUAUAUCAUAGAGUCCUUUUCCUUGAAUACAAUCCAGAAAAAGUGGACUAUGUCAAGAGACCAUCUCCUCGCCUCUUCUCUUCCCACCUCCCCUAUUAUUUAGUACCAAAAGGUCUCAAGAACAAAAAGGCUAAAGUCAUUUACAUCUAUAGAAACCCCAAGGAUGUUUUGAUCUCAUAUUUUCAUUUUUCAAAUUGGUUGCUUACAUUAGAACCUUCAGAUGACAUCGAACAUUUCAUGGAAAAGUUUCUAGAUGGGAAAGUGUUUGGAAGUCUCUGGUUUGACCACAUCCGAGGCUGGUAUGAGCACAGACAUGACUUCAAUAUUCUGUUCAUGAUGUAUGAGGAGAUGAAGAAGGAUCUCCGACGUUCUGUGCUGAAAAUCAGUAGUUUUCUUGAAAAAGAGUUGAGCGAAGAGGAUCUGGAUGCUGUUGUCAACCAGGCUACAUUUGAAAACAUGAAGCGUGAUCCUCAAGCAGAUCUCGAUCAUUUGCUAAACUCUGCAAACUGGACAAGAACAAAGGAUGGACAUUUUCUGCGCAAAGGUACCAUUGGAGACUGGAAGAAUCACCUGACUGUGGCACAAAAUGAAAGAUUUGACAGAAUAUUCCAAAAGAAGAUGAAAGACUUUCCCUUGAAGUUCAUCUGGGAUAUAGAUGAGGAGUAGAAUCAAGUGCCAAAGAGUCAUAUAAAAAAUUGU
Messenger RNA from Phacochoerus africanus (Common warthog), 919 nucleotides. RefSeq names its product amine sulfotransferase-like. The transcript has 6 exons. Gene Ontology annotation, biological process: sulfation. Lineage: Eukaryota; Metazoa; Chordata; Mammalia; Artiodactyla; Suidae. The record is from RefSeq and is a predicted model, not a curated record. Gene Ontology annotation, molecular function: sulfotransferase activity. Gene Ontology annotation, cellular component: cytoplasm. Bases 5 to 886 code for a protein of 293 amino acids.